GGGAGGGAGGGGCGGAGAGUGAAGGAGGGAGGAAAGGCGGACCUCGGAUGAAACGGACCACACCGUUGCAAGAGAAGCAACGUUUAAUGAACUGUCCGACCACUUCAGUCACAUCUAGUGCGACUUCGCUGGUUAUUGGAGUUGGCUAGGAUACCGCGACCUACUGAUCAGAGGUGAUAGAAAACUACAACCACUACUACGGCAGUACUAUUGUAUAACUCGGGGCAACUAAAGAGGUUACUUCUGCCAUGCGGUAAUAUAGAGGGGUAACACAGCCGUCCAUUGUAGGAGACCCGGAAUGAACGGCUACAGCACCCCCUCUUUUCCCCAGGGUGGGUUCGGCUCCUUUACCUCACAACUCAAUGGCCAUAACUCGCAGUCCCCAGAGCCACCAGAGUCCAACGCCAAGUCCAACGCCAAGUCCAACGCCAAGUCCAAAGCCAAGUCCCUUUACGGAAUGGAUGGGAUAUACUUCCUCCGCACAUCGACCAAACAUAAAAAGAAAGCUUACUUUAGACUCCCAUCAGAGAAAUGGAAUCACAGAAUCAAACAACGGAAGAACUACACCAAAAACAGUAUCAACAGCAUGACAGACACCUCCCAGUAUCACGUGGAGCACCUCACCACCUUUGUGCUGGACAGGAAGGAAGCCAUGAUCACCAUCGAGGACGGCAUCAGGAAGCUCCGUCUGUUGGUUGCCAAGGGAAAGGUGUGGACCCAGGAUAUGCUGCUGCAGGUUGAGGAGAAGUCAGUCAGCCUGAUUGACCCAGAGACCAAGAAUGAGUUGGAGAACUUCCCCAUUGGGACCAUCAUGCACUGUCAGGCUGUCAUGUCAUCCUGUAGCUAUGACUCCAUUUUGGCACUGGUGUGUAAGGAGGCAGGCCAGGUCAAACCAGACCUGCAUCUGUUCCAGUGUGAUGACAUCAAGGCCAACCUGAUCCAGGCAGAUAUAGAGAGUGCCAUUAAAGAUCAUAAGGGAGGCAAGGUGAAGAAGAGGCCAGAGGCACUACGGAUGAUUCUGAAGAGUGAUGGUGUCAUCCCCCCACCCCCCGCUGCUCCAGCCCCUGAACCCCCCGCUGCUCCAGCCCCUGAACCCCCCGCCACCCAGACCCAGGUGGACGUAAAGAGUCGUGUAGCAGCCUGGUCGGCCUGGGCAACGGACCAACAUGACUAUGAAAAACAGCUUCAGUACAUGGACCAGGGUCACCCUCCUGACAUGAUGGCUGCCAGAGUGGACCGAGAUGUGCAAAUCCUGAACCACCUUCUGGACGACAUUGAGUUUUUCGUGACCAAAUUGCAGAAAGCAGCUGAGGCGUUCAAUGAGCUCUCCAAGAGGAAGAAAAAGAGCAAAAAGAAGGGACCCGGAGAGGGAGUACUGACACUGAGAGCAAAGCCUCCCACUCAAGAGCAGUUUGUUGACUGUUUCCAAAAGUUCAAAUAUGCCUUCAACCUUCUGGGAAAGUUGAAGCCCCACAUCCAGAACCCCAGCGCUGACGAUCUUGUCCACUUCCUGUUCACACCCCUCAGAAUGGUGAUCCAGACAUCAGGUGGGACUGAGCUAGCUAAGAGUGUAGUGGUGCCCCUGCUGACCCAAGAGGCCAUAGACUUCCUGCACGCUGCUGGGACAGCGGAUGAGAGGCACCUGUGGGUGACCCUGGGAGACGGCUGGACCAAGUGCAGGUUAGAGUGGCCUAAGGAUCACUACUUCCCUCCUUGUACGCUGCAGUUCCGUGACGGUUGGGAACCGCCCAGUCUGCCGGUUAUCCCCCAAUCACGUGAGGCUGAGCUAAGUCAGCUGACCCAGGCGCUCACCCACUCUGAGAUCCAAAGGCAGGAGGAGUUGGCGCACAGGCUGGCUACUGAGCAUGCAUCGGUGCAGGACUUCCCAUCGUCAGAAGGGUAUGCAUUCAACAACACAGCCUACAAGCGCAUGCACCUCCUGGACCAGGACAAGGCUGUUCAGGCUUUCAAAGAGGCCGUCUCACGACAUGUAGACCGGAAUUACGAAGCCCAUGGCGGACGAGGGCAGCCAAAACUGUUUGCCAAAUCCAAGUAUGACUUUGUGGCCAGGAACAACACCGAGCUGUCAGUGGUGAAGGAGGAGCUGGUCGAGGUGCUGGAUGACAGGAAGCAGUGGUGGAAGGUUCGUAAUGGUGCCGGGGCAUCUGGGUAUGUGCCAAACAACAUCCUGGAGGUCACCAAGGCUGUGGACGUCACUGGGCGGGGGGAGCCGAUAUACAGUCAUACCAUACAGCUAAUGAUGCCAAAGAAGGAGUUUGAGUUGUUCAAGCAACUACUGGGAGAAUUGAAUGAGAAACAGCGGACGGACUACGUCCCUAAACCCAUGGCAACUCCCGUGCCCCCAGCCCCUAGCCCCCCCCCAGCCCCCACCCCGGCACCCACCAGGCUCCCCACCCCUCCACUUCCUCCUCCCGCCGACCCUCCUUAUCCCCCACUGAGCGCCGCGAGCCGUCGGAGCAGCAACACCAGCAGUGAGACAGGCAGCCUCCCAGGAGGUGUCCCCAUGAGAGAUCACCCCAACCAGAAACCUCUGCUUGUUAACAGGAGGAAGUCCAACAUGGAGGAGGUUCAGGAUGAGUUGAUGCACCGCCUGACAUUGGGUCGCAGUGCCAACAAGAAGUUUGCUGUUCCUCCUCGCAGCACCUCCCUCCCAUCCGUCAACAUCACAUACGACUCCUCACCUGACGAGGUCAAGGCCUGGCUGGAGCUCAAAGGAUUCAGCUCUGUGACCAUCACUAGUCUAGGUGUUCUGACUGGAGCCCAGCUGUUCUCCCUGAAUAAAGAGGAGUUGAAGACUGUGUGUCCAGAAGACGGAGCCAGGGUCUUCAGUCAGGUGACAGUCCAGAAGGCUGCUCUGGAGAGAGGUUCCGGGUCUGAGUUGCAGGAGAUCAUGAGGAGGCGUCAGGAGAAGCUGUCCGUCUCCGCCUGUGACUCUGGGGUGGAGUCAUUUGAUGAGGGCGGUGGCCACUGAACCCCCAGGCCACACCCACCUUCCUUAUAACCACACCUCUUUGUUGUCAUGGUUUCUGUUUCCAGGAAGCCACGGAGCGUGCCCAGUUCACUGAGAUCAUGAGACGACGACAGGAGCUUCUGGAGCAAUCACCAUAAAAAACUAAAAACGUCAGACUGGACCGCCCCACAUUGUUAUGGUAACCGGUAAACGAUUAGCAUCCCGGCUGCGGGAUGUGAGUUUUUUGGACACUACAAAAAUAUCUGGUGAACUAUUGUCUUUCAGGAAGAUCAGUGUCGUCAGGAAUUUUCACAGCAUGAUGGGAAAUGUUCAGCAUGAAGUUGUGUUCCACCAACAGCUUAGUGUAUGAAAGUACUUCUGAUUGGACCAGAGUUGUGUUCCACCAACAGCUUAGUGUAUGAAAGUACUUCUGAUUGGACCAGAGUUGUGUUCCACCAACAGCUUAGUGUAUGAAAGUACUUCUGAUUGGACCAGAGUUGUGUUCCACCAACAUCUUAGUGUAUGAAAGUACUUCUGAUUGGACCAGAGUUGUGUUCCACCAACAUCUUAGUGUAUGAAAGUACUUCUGAUUGGACCAGAGUUGUGUUCCACCAACAGCUUAGUGUAUGAAAGUACUUCUGAUUGGACCAGAGUUGUGUUCCACCAACAGCUUAGUGUAUGAAAGUACUUCUGAUUGGACCAGAGUUGUGUUCCACCAACAGCUUAGUGUAUGAAAGUACUUCUGAUUGGACCAGAGUUGUGUUCCACCAACAGCUUAGUGUAUGAAAGUACUUCUGAUUGGACCAGAGUUGUGUUCCACCAACAGCUUAGUGUAUGAAAGUACUUCUGAUUGGACCAGAGUUGUGUUCCACCAACAGCUUAGUGUAUGAAAGUACUUCUGAUUGGACCAGAGUUGUGUUCCACCAACAGCUUAGUGUAUGAAAGUACUUCUGAUUGGACCAGAGUUGUGUUCCACCAACAGCUUAGUGUAUGAAAGUACUUCUGAUUGGACCAGAGUUGUGUUCCACCAACAGCUUAGUGUAUGAAAGUACUUCUGAUUGGAGUGUGUUGAAGUGAAGGUGACUUGAUUUGUGACAAUGAUCAGCGGAUGGCGCUGUUUAAUGCCAGAUCCUAGUCAGACCUAGGAAACACAUCUUAAAUAACUUAUUGUCUGUCUGACACAUCAUGUGAUUAACACGUUUUUGCGUAAAAGUGGCAUUAAGAUUGCUGAUUCAGUGGACAGAGAAUCAGCCUCAACCAAAAUACCCACUGUUCUGUGACUAGAUUCUGAUGAAAGUAUUUCAGGAAUAAAUAAUGUAAUUAAUUAAAAAUUGUUAAAUAAAAUUAUUAUUGUGCAAAUCUUCUGGUUUGCUGGCAAAGAGAAUGUCAUAUUUAUGUAAACCUUUUUUGUUAUGGUAAUGCCAAACUGAUAUCUUCAAAUAAUUACCUUUGAUCUAAUUAAUUGGAUAUACAUGCAGAGUUUAGAGGUUAAUUAUAGUUCUGUCUUCCAUAUGAUGCAUCAUAUAAAAUGUACUUUAAUUUUAAAUGUAAUAUUAUGUACAUUAUGUUUUGCUGCUUCUACAUAGUUAUAUCUUGUUACUGCACUCAGUUCAUUAGUGUUACUAAUUGUUUCUGCAGAGAUGAUAAAGAAGAAACUCAAACAUCAGCCUAAAUAGAUUAGUCUGUAUGCAGUUUUGCACAGUAGCAGUGAAAAUAUAUUGAGACCACAUAGAAUAAUAAUCUCUCAGAAUCAUCCAUGAGCACAGCAAGUUUUUAUGUGUUUGAGGAAGACUUGGCCAAGCAUGUAUAGCAAAGAUAAAACUAAGCGACCUUCACCGCAGUCCUCCACAGAAAUGUAUUUCUAUUAAUAUUAUCAUGGCCAAAUUCACUUUAAUCAGUUUGUCUUUUUAUCUUCAGUUUCGGAAGACUACUUUUUCCACAGAACCUUUCAGGUCACGGGUAGUUUGAACUGGUCUUGAUGUCAAUUUAAUGUAGCAAAAAACAGGACCAAGAGCAUUUUCUUAUUCCACAAGACCAUAAUACAUUGGUAUUAGGUCCAUCAGCGUGAUGGGGCGAAGCACUAUUUUGCGCUGAUGAGAUUGGAGACUUAUUCCUGCUGUUCCUGAUUCGACCACUAGAGGGACUAGAAAUUCAAUAUAUUAGCACUAGAAAUGCCUGCACUUCACUUGUAUGACAUGUAUACUAUUACUAGUCAAUGCAAUUGCUUAUUUCUAUCAUUUUGCUUUUGUAUGGCAGAUUAUUUUCUCUAAGGAGUAAUAUUCAGCCCCCGGCUGGCCUGAUCCUGUAGAUCUGGGAGGUCUCAUUGUGGGGAAAUGAGAGGGCAGUUUUGGGGAAACCAGAGAAGUAUUGACCCAGAAGUCCAUGGAUUGGAAACAUCAUUAGAUCCCAUAUGGACACCUAGUGGCUCUGCCAGACCCCAGGCUGCAUGGCCUCUGUGUAAAUGUCUUCAAUGCUAAACACUUCCGUUAAUUCAUUAAAAUGUAGAUGUAAUAUAAAUAUGAAAUUAAUUUUGAUGGAGUAUCUUGUUCUAUGUUGUUAUUGUUCCCUCAGAAAACUUUGUGUCAAUCAAGGAAUAAUCUGCAUAAUGAUUGUGUUUUGGGGGAGGUUUUUGUUUGUUGUAUAUUUCUAAUUGUCUGCGUGUAAUUUUCAUGGUGCCUUUUUCACAUAAAUAUGUUAAUUCUGCAAUAAACACAGUAACUAUAAAAUGGUA
Molecule: messenger RNA, 5702 nt
Organism: Esox lucius (northern pike)
Lineage: Eukaryota; Metazoa; Chordata; Actinopteri; Esociformes; Esocidae
Gene: eps8a
Product: epidermal growth factor receptor pathway substrate 8a
Exons: 26
Coding region: 299-2992 (897 amino acids)
Biological process (GO): positive regulation of ruffle assembly; Rho protein signal transduction; regulation of Rho protein signal transduction
Cellular component (GO): ruffle membrane; plasma membrane; vesicle
Molecular function (GO): actin binding
Source: RefSeq, a predicted model, not a curated record